AUGGUGCUGGCGCCCAUGGAGCAAGUCACGGACUGUGCAUUCCGUCGGCUUUGCUUCGAGUUGGGCGCAAGCUUCACAUGGACGGAAAUGGUGAGGGCUGCCGCACUCCUCCGGCAGAACAACUCCACCACCAGCCGCAUUGACACCCUGGACGCCUCGACACCCACAGGGGUCCAGCUGCUGGUCAGCAGCCCGGAGGAGCUGCAAAAAUCCCUGGAGCUCCUGGAGGAGCGGGCGCAGAGCGACAAACCUCACUGGGCGCGUGGAAUCCAUGGCAUCGACCUGAACUUCGGGUGCCCCUCGCCCCACAUCAUCAACGACGGCCUGGGCCCGGCCAUGCUGAACCGGCCCCAGCUGCUGCGGGAGCUCUUCGAGAUCUUGGCCCAGUGGCGCGGCACCACCUCGCUGCCGGUGGGCGCCAUCGGCGCCAAGAUGCGACUGGGCCUGAAUGAGGACGAAGAGCGCAGGGAGGUGUACUUGCGCGCCGUGCGAUAUGCCAAAGGCCGCCUUGACUACAUCGUGCUCCACCCACGGCAUGCCCGCGAGGAGUCAAAGAAGAGCGCCGCACGUUGGGAGCACAUCCGCAAGGCCAAAGAAGUGGCAGGCAACCGGCUGGCAGUCAUCGGGAAUGGCGAUGUCUGGGCUCGUGCGGAUGCUGUGCGCAUGCUGCGCGAGACAGGCUGUGACGCGGUGAUGGUUGCAAGAGGCGCCACCCGCACGGCGGGCGCGAUCUUCGACCCCAGCUGGGACGACAGCGACGCGGCGACGGCGCAGCGCGCAGCUGCCACGGAGUCGCGCCUGGCCGAGCUGACUGGACAAUUUGGAGUCAGAUCGAAGAUUGCGGAGUACCACAAGGAGUCCUUCCGCCGGGUGCGCGCACGAGGCUCUCGUAGAGCUUUACGGCUGCUGUGGGAGGAGCUGAACUGGUGGCUGAUGAGGGUCACUUGGCUGUGCACAGAAGGGCGGAGGGAUGUGGAUCACCCGCACCAGACAGCAUUCUGCCGCGCUAGGCGACAAACAUCCUUCGGAAAAGGGCCUUACAUCUCAUCUUGCACGGGCCAACUCCGACGGCCAAGUCUCGAGCGCUCUGGCUGGUGUUUCGCAAAGGAGCACCGACAGCUCGAAGAGCCGAUUUCCGCGGAAGAGCGGCAGGGGUGCGUCACCAAGUUCUUCGCCGAGGAGGUGCGUAUCCAGCCGCUUGGCGCAGGCUGA
Molecule: messenger RNA, 1212 nt
Organism: Effrenium voratum
Lineage: Eukaryota; Dinophyceae; Suessiales; Symbiodiniaceae
Source: the annotation of a GenBank genome assembly